This is a messenger RNA of Magallana angulata, 4188 nucleotides long. Its product is annotated as nuclear protein MDM1-like. Gene Ontology annotation, molecular function: microtubule binding. The transcript has 20 exons. Bases 246 to 3353 code for a protein of 1035 amino acids. Gene Ontology annotation, biological process: negative regulation of centriole replication. The record is from RefSeq and is a predicted model, not a curated record. NCBI's taxonomy places the organism in Eukaryota, Metazoa, Mollusca, Bivalvia, Ostreida, Ostreidae.
UUACACCUUGAAUUGUUUUGUUUGAAUAAAUAUCUGAAAAGAUAAGUAGGAAAUUAAUUAAAUGGAGGGCGCCCUAUUAAUGAUGUUAUCGUGGGCCUUUAAAAGUGUUAUCUUUUUCUCUACUUCAUCGGACUCGACAGGCAUACAACAAGUUCAGACACAUUCAUGAUAGGCGGCAAUCAAAAUUAUUUUAAUGCAAACUUCAGAUAAUUAAACUGUGCUGGAUAUAAAGAAAUUUUCGCAAGAUGCAGAUUAAGAAAUUGAAUAUUUCUGGUAAAUCUGAGUACGACAGGAAUUAUAAAUGGCUGGACUCGUUCAAGAGUAAAAGCUUCAAUCCCACAAUCGAGCAGAUAGCUCCCCCAGCAGGCUGUGAAUCAAUAGAACUGGGAACAGUGAUGGAGCCCCCACUACAGAGGAAGAAGCGCUGUACUGGUCCCCCUACCACACUAAGCACCGAUUUUAACCAGUUUCCAGACACCGCGUCCGAUGACUUUGCACUACUAGGACGGAAUGACAAGUUCAUGGAGAAUGUGAGGUACAAAGCUAAGAGCCACCACACAGCACCAGCCCGGGAGGCAUCUCCCCCCAAACAGCAGAGGCUGCAGGAAAAAGAAAACAGAAGGAAGGCCCCUAAACCAACACCUGCCCCAUUUGUGGAUACAUCCAAGUUCCGGCAGCAAUCCAAGUCUGAGGAGCAACAGCCCAGCACCCCCCUGACCCCCCGCAAGGAGAAGAACGAGAGCUCCAGCCUGUACAAGGAGGUCGCACUGAGAGAGAAGGAGGCGGCCCUCAGACAGAAGUUCAGUAAGCUGGACAGAGAGGGCGGGAGGAAGACGGCACCGAGCGCGCUCAGACAGAGCAAGGAGCAGUACAGUAAGACCAUCGAUGACAAUCGCAUGGAGUCGGCCGUCAAAUCCUGGGUCAAGGACAAAAACGUCGGCAGCAUGAAUGAGUUUGCCCAGACCAACUUGGAUAAAGGCAUAGCAGAUUCUGCACCUGAAGCUCCUGCUGACUAUGCUCUGAGAUACAAAACCGGGGUAUCAGUCCCACGACCUCGCAGACACAAGUUCUCUGAAUAUCAGAAGUCGUUUAGCUGGAAAGACGGAGCCAAAGCCUCGCCUGUGUUAGCAGCAGAACAGGCAGUCAUUGCAUCCGAGAGUAAAAACAAGGUUGUGUACAACAGUAACCCCGCCUUGGUCCCUCCCCAGAAAUCUUUUGUCAAGGACAGUGAAUAUGCGGCUCAGUUUAAGCAGUACAAUGCCAUGCCUGUCAGCAGUGAUGACCUCAAGGCCAUUCCAAGGGCAGAGAAACCAAGGUCAAAGGUCAAAAGGAGCAAGAGUACUGGAGCUCUGCGAGUGGACAAGAGACCAGCAGCAGGAAGUGGUCCCCUGAUCACCCCCGACAACAAGCGACAGACCAUUGAGUCUGAGCUCCAGGGGGAGCCCCAGGAGGCCCCCAGCUCGCCCCCUAUACACCAGGGAAAGCUCAAGCGACCUAGAAGUGAAUAUGCUUCAAACUUUCGAUCUCCCACCAAGUUCCAGUAUGAUGGGGCUUGGCAUGGUGCUGAUCCCCCUCACUUACAGCCCACUAGGGAGCCAGAAAAAGAGAAGCCUGUGAAGAAGAGUGGUCCUGUAGAAGAUUCGGCUCCCGCCUUGUCAAACUGGUUUGCGGAAGUCAUUGAACUGCGUCGUAAAGCUGCAGAGUAUAAAAAACGAGCCCAAGGAACUCACUUCUCUCGUGAACACCUCGUCCAGCUCAUAGCUCAACAGAAUCAAGCUUGGGACAACUUGAGUACCGCUCGCAGUGGGUCUAGCACGCUGUCAGCCCUCUCCCUCGAGUCUGGAGCCAGUGCCAAGCUAAGAGCUCAGGAGAGUGUAGAAAAGCAAAAGGAGACAAACCUUGAUUUGGAUAAACCAGUUCUUACAAAUAUAAAACAAAUUGAAACUGAGUGUCCUAUCAAAGAUGUAUCUUAUGAUUAUAAUAAGAUCAAAACAAUGUCGGAGGGAAAGGAUGGUUGCUUAAUCCAGCUUCCUCAAAAACUGGAAGUUAACGAAUAUAGGCUUCAGACCAAAAACUUAUAUCCUGAUAAAAUGGAAAAUAAAUUAUUUGAAAAGCAAAGCAGGAAAAUAGAAUUAUCAGAAAAACCACUGGUAAAGAUUGAAAACAUCGAUACAGAUAAUGAGACCUUAGACAACGAAUUAUGUAAGGGGGUCAGAAAAUCUAAUGACAAAAUGCAGCAGUUAAAAGCUGACCCCGUUGUUAUGGAGACAAAAUUCAACAACAAACUGAGACUGGAGACCAAGAAAGAAAGCACCAACCAUCGCAAUGUGAAAACCAAAUCUAAGAAAGUGGAGAUGGCAAAUAAGAUUGAGGAUGAUGUUUCGUUGAUUGCCCACGAAGGAUCAGAUGAAGAGCAAGGGAAACCAGACUUUGUACCAGAGAAACACAUGGACCUCACCACUAAACAGAGGUAUAAGAAGAGCCAGUCCAGGAAGAAGGCGUGGCAGGAAAUGGAUGAGAGCAGGGACUAUGGACAAGAUGACCUUUCUUUGAUGGUUCAGGAGGGAUCUGAAAGGAGAGCAAAAUCAAGAGGAAGGAAGAAGCAUAGGAGUAGGAGGGCUAGGAGGAGGGAGCAGGAGGAGGCAAGUGAGGUUACUCCAGAUUUCCCCUCAGACACUGGCCGGAUCCCCACCCCCAAAAUGAGAUCCAAGAGUGCGGGUGCCAGACACCACCUGGACAGGACCACACCCGUUGUGGGAGGGGCCAUGCUGUCCUCACCCCCCAGACCAGAGAAGAAGUCUCCAGUGAAAGUCAGCAGGUCUUGGUGCACCCCACAAGAUGUUUAUGAUGACGAAGUUAGCACAGUUCUUAGCAGUGACAGAUUUGAACCAGUUGUUGGACAAAAGUUAGCAAAGACAUACGAUGUAAAGAAAGGACCUUUAGCAACCACGCCCACUUUUGGUCUGGCAUCCAAGGACACCCACUUCUUGCGAGACGAUGAGGUCAGUGUGGACAAGCCGCUGGAGACCGUGUUUGUGGACAGUCCGGCCAAAGUCCGCAUGACCGGCAAUGUCUCAAGUGGAGAUGAAAAACCAGCCAGAAAAAGCAAGAAACCCACCAAGUUUGAGGCUCAGCGAACAAUCAAGGAAGGAUAUGGACAAACCUACAAUAAACCCAUGGUGUGGGGCAUUGACGGGGGAAUGACCAUUCCGCGGAUUGAGCCAGAUGACGAUGCGCUGUCAUUAUCCGUGAGAUCCAUCGCCUCUAGCUGUUCACUGGCCUCUGAAGUUUACGAAAGGGCCCAAAAACGGACUCAGGAAUUCUGGGGGAAAGAUGGGAUUGCAUCACGAUAAAACCAUAAACCAGUGUGCUAUACAAGCAGAACUGUGAUAUCUGAAUACCUUGUAGAGAUCUUUAUUCAUCAGCAGCUAGAGUUUAUUAAUCUUUUGGUAUCCGUCCAGUAUUGUCACAAUCCUCACGAUUAUGGUCCGACACUUAAUGAAUGAUAGACAAAUGAUACAUGUACUAGACAAAUGAUACUUGACAAAUGAUGGCUAGAGUGAAGUGAGAGAAUAUGUUACUGAAUUUUUACAAUAAUGGAAUGAUUAGAAGAACCAAAUGAAUGUGAAUUUAAAAUUAUUCUGGUUUUAUAUUAGCAGACAAUUUAUUAAUAGUUUGUUUUAAAAUGUGAGUUUUUUAUUUUUGUAUUUUAUGAAUGUAUUUUGUUUAUUUUAUCGUUGUUAGUUAUUUUUAAAUUUAGGUUUGAGCACAGGUGUCUAGAACUUGAUAGAAAUGCAUUUAUAUGCAAAAUGUACAUGUAUUUUAAAAGUUCUUAACAUGAUUUACUUUUAUGCACCCUAGAGUUUCAGCAAAAAAUUGUUAUGCAUCAUAUGCUCAGGAUUUUAGCAAACUUUUCUAUUAAUAGUUUAUUGUUAUAGAGUUUCAACUUAAUACAUUAAAUAUUAUUGAAUCUCAUCUUAGAUAAUUAUUACCUAAGGUUAUUGUUUAAACCAUCAUAGUUUUGCAUGUUGUACGAUUGUUUGUUUGUUGAUCAGUAGAUUUGGCUUGGAUUUCAUGGAUAGUAACUUAUGUGUACUCAUUAACCAAGUUAAGACUUAGAGAACAUUUGAAGUCUGUAGUUAGUUAGAAUAUUUGAUGAUAUACAAAUAAAAAUUCAUAACAAAAUCA